Molecule: messenger RNA, 1110 nt
Organism: Symbiodinium sp. CCMP2592
Lineage: Eukaryota; Dinophyceae; Suessiales; Symbiodiniaceae
Source: the annotation of a GenBank genome assembly
AUGGCGAUGCACGCGGCCCCUGCCCUGUCGUACAUCUCUGCAACUGCACGUCAUGGCCCGGAGCAUCCAGUAGCAGUCGGACGCAGUGCCCAUCUGGGAGCACCAGGGCCUGUGGCAGCGAGUGGCGGUCGUAGAAGUUGCGGGCUUGCUGUCUUGACUGCCUUGUCCAGUCGACAGGCGGCCCAAAGGCGGACAGCAAAGCGUCGGCCGCGAUCUGCCCGGCAGUCCUCCGAGAGUCCUGCACCGCCUCAGAACCUGUACCAGCUCCUCGGUCUCUCUGCGAUUGAAGCUGCCUCUGCGAGCAUAGAUCUUCUGAAGCAGCGGCAGCGCGCCCUGCUACGUGUGUGCCAUCCGGAUGUAGCAGGGGACGGCGGCAGUGCGGUGACGUCAUUGCUCUCAGAAGCCGUGGGCCUCCUCAGCACAUCCCAGGGUCGAAUAGAGUAUGAGGCGUUGCUUCAGGGUGAGUCUGUGCGAAACGUAUAUGGCCCCAAGAUGAAAUGGCCAUCCAUGGCCGACGUGACAUUUGCAAACGACGAGUGGGCCAACGUUGAGGAAGAGGAGCGUGGCGAGAAGCAUGCGGCCCAGGAGUGUGUUGUUGUGGACGAGGUGGCUUGCGUAAGCUGCAAUAUCUGUGUCGAUGCUGCGCCCAACACCUUCGACAUCGUCGAGUACCCAGGCGGAGACGACAACUGCAGCGGUGGAAGGACAGCCCGCGUGCUUACACAGUGGGGCGAUGGUGAGGAGGCCCUCCUGGAGGCCGUCAAAUACUGUCCCCGGAGUUGCAUCUACUGGGUUCCUCGCGAAGCCGUGCGGACCAUCGAGUACGUGAGCCAGGCAGAGGAGUACCAGCCAUUCCUGGGCAGCAAGCGCCAGAGCUUGGAUGUCAGAGGCGGCAAGACGAACUUCGAUCCCAUCUGGGGGUCUCAGGUCUGGUGGCCGGUGGAGGAAGGCCUCCGACUCUUUGAAGGCGGCAGCAUCUGUCCCGAAGACCCGGGUGCCGCGGCAGGCGCUCUGGGGGUGGACGAGCGCGUGGCUACAGCUUGGGAAGAGCUUCCCGCCGAGGCACGUGCGAAAGUUUUAGAUGUCCUCGCCACUGCGUCGCAGGAGUGA